AUGACAAGCGUCCAGAUGUCCCGCUGUGCACCUAUAGGGUCCUUGACUCUGGAGCUGACAAGACUGAGCGGCUAUGAGGAGAUGAAGUGCACCACGCGGAAUGUUUACCCCGCCCCUCACGUCGUCUGGGCAACAGACCCACCCAAUUCCGAGGUCCUGCGACCAAUUACCCGCAAGCUGGCCGACAGACGAGGGCUCUACACAGUCGAGAGCAGACUCCGAAGGAUGAAGGCCCGAGCGGAGCUCAUAUACAUCUGUAAGGUCACUUCCGCCUAUGGCACGCAGACCCGGACUGCCUCACUGACAGAGAGAGAACUCAGCGGAUUAGGUGGGAGGGACCUGACCAUCCCUUGCCAUGCCCCUCCUUACCUGCAUAACCCCUCCCUCUCCUGGAGCUUCUCCAGCGGCAACGAACCCACCCUCAUCCUCACCUACGACAGCCUAUCGCAGCACAGCUUCGCCUCGCCGCCCUGGAGGGGCCGUGCGCUGUUGGACAUGUUGGGGGUUUCAGCUGGAGACGGCAGCCUGCAACUGUUGAAUGCCGACCACGUGAAACACACCGGUGUCUACACCUGCGUUUACUCAGCCCAACAUAACACACACACCGAACACACCGAGGUCCUCAUCUCUGCUGCAGGUGAACGACUUCAUCCCUGGGAGCCAUCCCAUUGGUGGAUCAUUGCCUUGGUGAUCGCGCUGCUGGUCGUAGCGCUCGUGGGCAUGUUGGUGUAUCUGAAAAUUAAAGGCAGCCACUCAAAGCCCAGAAAGUGUCCAGAAGAGGCCACCGAGCUGCAGUCGGUGAAAGACAAAACAGAAGGAAGUAACUUAACUGAAACCAACCCCCUGGCAGUGGAAAACACUCGAUAAGGUAUCCUCCAUCUGGCUCCCCAGUAAGAGGAGACAGAUGAGAAACCCAACGGAACAUGGACUAAAACAUCAGCUCUGAUGAAGCAUUAAGAGAUUUCUCAAAACACAACUAAAGGAAGCCCC
This is a messenger RNA of Lampris incognitus (smalleye Pacific opah), 990 nucleotides long. It is a transcript of the gene hhla2b.1, whose product is annotated as HERV-H LTR-associating 2b, tandem duplicate 1. The coding region runs from base 1 to 867 and encodes 288 amino acids. The record is from RefSeq and is a predicted model, not a curated record. Gene Ontology annotation, cellular component: external side of plasma membrane. NCBI's taxonomy places the organism in Eukaryota, Metazoa, Chordata, Actinopteri, Lampriformes, Lampridae. The transcript has 6 exons. Gene Ontology annotation, biological process: immune response; negative regulation of T cell proliferation; cellular response to lipopolysaccharide.